GAUUUUUCGCAUGUGAAGAAAUCGAUUUAAGGAAUAUUUCGGAAGUUCUUUAGUUAAAUGUGUUUCACAAAAAUAAUGUAAAAUAUCCAUAAAUCCACUUGUGAAACUUGCAAAAAAAUGUGUGUAAUCUGCAAAGCUAUAAACUAAAUCUUAGAAAUAAAUGCAAUUAACGAAAUUUGUAUAUUCAAUUGGACAACUACUAGUAAAACAACAUAGGAAAUAACGAAAGAAAAAUUCAAUCAAUUGAGUUGAUACUAAAUCACGAAUUUAGUCAACAUGGGCACGGUGCUGAGUUUUAAUCCAAGGGAUAGACAUCCCAUCUAUUCGUCACAGCCCAAUUUUCCAUACAAUCAAUCCGCUGACUUGCAGGCGGAGAAACUCAACGAGUCUGCGGGCUCCAUCGAUUCGCAUUUGAAUAACUUCUCGUAUGAGCAGCUGAACAAUGCCAAGAACCGCGAGAAUAAAUCGGGCAAAUCCGGAAUAUCGUCGCAUCAAAUAUCGCGACAUGGCUCCGGACACAAUCAGAACAGCUGUGGGGCAAGCAUGCAAUAUAAUUCAAUGCACACGCAAAUCAAUUCGCACAACAACUUCAAUAAUCUGACAGUGUCGUCGAAGGACACGAUCAACAAUGAUUUGGACUCGCAUAAUGAGAACUCGAUUGUCAUCUCGGAGAAGAGUUCGAUUGAGAAGAGCUUGAAGAAGCACUCGCUGUUCAUCAAUGCGCUCUCAUGGAAGAAGCUAUCGACUUCGCAUAACAAAAAGAAGGUCGACAACAAGAACAAAUGCGCCAAUAUGCCGUCGGCCUGCUUUAAGGCUCAACUCCUGGAGGCAUCGUACUCCACAUCGGGGGCGGUGAAUGCGACAGCCACAGCUGAUAAGAAUAAGAAUAUCCAGCUGCAUUGCAAUCACAUCGAGGAGCAUCAGCAUCAGCAACAGCAUCACUGCAAUCAAAAUCAGGUCAUCAGGGAUUUGCCAUUCUUCCCCACGGCCGCCAAAACACAGAAGCCAUCCACGGCCAAGGAGCUGGGACGUGUCAACAAUACCAACUCGAUAACCAAUCACAACAAACUGAUCCAGAAGCAGCCUUUAACGUUGACACUGCCCCAGCAGUUGCAGGCUUCGUCGAUACAGAUCAAGAACACUAAUCAAAAUCACAUUCCACGCAAAACUGUCAUACAGGCUUCUACUUCGGAACUACUCAAAUGCCUGGGCAUGUUCUUGCACUAUCGUUGCCAUCGGUUAAACAACUUUGAUCCUGGCGACGCCGUCAUGUGGCUCAGGGCUGUCGAUCGUAGCCUCCUCUUGCAGGGCUGGCAGGAUGUGGCAUUUAUCAAUCCAGCAAAUGUUGUAUUCGUCUAUAUGUUAGUUCGUGAACUGGUCAACGGAGAGGAAACAAAGGAAUCUGAUCUUCAGGCAUCUGUGCUCACUUGUUUGUAUUUGUCGUAUUCAUACAUGGGAAACGAAAUAAGUUAUCCUCUUAAGCCAUUUUUGGUCGAGGACUCCAAAGAGAACUUUUGGGACAGAUGCCUGGUGAUCGUGAACAGAUUAAGCAAUAAGAUGCUUAAGAUCAAUGCAGAGCCAGCAUUCUUUACCGAAGUAUUCACUGAAUUAAAAUCAUGCGGUCAAUUUCAAACCAACUCGAAUCGAAGAUCAUCUUGCGGAGGCGCCUGACGGAAAGAUAACCGACAGGUUGUGGUCCGACUUUCAUUGUCUACACAUCAGCAGACUUUUCCAGAUAAAAUAAAACCAACAAAAUAGUGCUAAACAAUGAAAAAGAAACAAAAUACAAAACAAAACAAAACCAAAACCAAACAUAAACACUUCGUAAAUCAUUAGAAAAUUUCUUUAUGUCACCAUCACACUUGUUCAAAAUAAAAAUGUAAAGAUAUUAAAAGACAUUGUGCAAAUUCGGAUAAAAACAAAAAAAAAAACAAAACUAAAACUAAACUAACAAUUAUGAAGUGUAACGGCGUUGUGUUCUCUAUUUAAAUGGAAUGCAAUAAUGUUCAAUAAACUGAAUAAAAUCUUAAUCUUAAUGGUUUUCCAUUGCUCCAUUUCUAGCGAACAUUUUUUAGGAAUAAAAUGCAAACAGAAUUUCAGAAUUAUUAUUUUUAAUCACUAGAUUUUAUUAUAGUACAUUUUAUGAUCACACUGUUUUUAUGAUUGUUACUCGAUUUUAUUAUAUAGCUUACGAUCGCACUGCAUAAACUGUUUCACAUAUCCCCAAACCAAAAAUAAGAAAAUAUGUGCACAGCUUACAACGGAAAUAAUUAAGGGCCAAAUGUCUGGAUAUCUAGCAGAGGGCUUUAUAGCUAAGGACCCAACUAAAAUUGACAGCAUUAGAAUCUCCGAUAUUGCAACGGUCGUAUUUAAAAGUUUGUUUUCGAGCAUCUGUUCCUUGUUGGGCUUGAAGUAAUUGCAUUUAAAAACUAAAUGGAAAAGGACAGUUGCUGCCACACUUGGAAUUAACAGAUGAUCACGCUUUAGAAGCGGAAUCAUGCUAAAUACUGAGACUUCUAGGAACCAUAGCAUCUCAUUUGGCCACCAUUGAAAUAAACAAAUUGCUGGCAAAGCAACCAAUAAAAUUGACUUCUCGUGAACCUGCAGAA
This is a messenger RNA of Drosophila nasuta, 2609 nucleotides long. It is a transcript of the gene Cdk5alpha, whose product is annotated as Cdk5 activator-like protein. Gene Ontology annotation, biological process: axon guidance. The record is from RefSeq and is a predicted model, not a curated record. Lineage: Eukaryota; Metazoa; Arthropoda; Insecta; Diptera; Drosophilidae. The transcript has 5 exons. Gene Ontology annotation, molecular function: cyclin-dependent protein serine/threonine kinase activator activity; protein kinase binding. The coding region runs from base 277 to 1671 and encodes 464 amino acids. Gene Ontology annotation, cellular component: cytoplasm; growth cone; protein kinase 5 complex.